Molecule: messenger RNA, 1839 nt
Organism: Sphaeramia orbicularis (orbiculate cardinalfish)
Lineage: Eukaryota; Metazoa; Chordata; Actinopteri; Kurtiformes; Apogonidae
Gene: sap30l
Product: sap30-like
Exons: 4
Coding region: 590-1126 (178 amino acids)
Biological process (GO): regulation of DNA-templated transcription
Cellular component (GO): histone deacetylase complex
Molecular function (GO): protein binding; transcription coregulator activity
Source: RefSeq, a predicted model, not a curated record
CUUCCGCCACUGUGCCAAACCAUGUCCAUUGUACGGAGUGUUCUGAAAGAGUGCCGCGACUGAGCUGUGGACGUGCUGUCUGUUACGUGCGUGAUUUAGCGUGGGUUGUUGCGUACGGUAUCGUUAGUCCUGCAGCUUUGUCUCGGAUCGCUUACGAGUGCUGUCAUAGUCUUUGCGAAGAAGUGGGGUGUUUGUUUGCGGGACAGGCGGCGGCUUUCUCUGCGUUGGAAUUCGCUCGUUAGCGGCAACGGCUCCAGCCACCUUGCGGUCUUGCUAGCAUCGGGAGCUAGCCCACGGUUGUGCUGUUUUCGUGGCGUGAAUGUGACGGAUAUCGGCGGGAAUAUGAGUCUCAAGGGAGGCCAUCGCAUGUCAGAGUAAACCGGGGGGAGAAAAAGAACGCAGAACAAUCGUUACCCCCCUGAACCGAACAUCCAAACUAGCUAGCUUGCUAACUGUUCGCCACCGGGUUGUCUUUCACAAAAGGACACCGCGUGAAAAGCUUGAAGAGACAGACUCCCGCUGCUUUCCUGUUUUUACUGUUUUUACUUUGUUUUGGGCUGACAAACCAGAAGCGGGACAGCGGGGCAGGAUGAAUGGCUUCAGCACGGAGGAGGACAGCCAUGACGGCCCUCCGGCUCCACCGUUUUACGGGCAGAGCUGCUGUCUGAUCGAGGACGGGGAGCGCUGCGGCCGGCCAGCUGGAAACGCCUCCUUCAGCAAGAGGAUCCAGAAGAGCAUAUCCCAGAAGAAGCUGAAACUGGACAUCGACAAGAGCGUGCGGCACCUCUACAUCUGCGACUUCCACAAGAACUUCAUCCAAAGCGUUCGCAACAAGAGAAAGAGGAAGACGAGCGAUGAUGGAGGAGAAUCCCCGGAUCAUGACGUGGAGGUGCCUGAGGUUGACCUUUUCCAGCUGCAGGUGAACACAUUGAGACGCUACAAGCGACACUACAAGCUGCAGACCAGACCAGGACUCAACAAGGCCCAGCUGGCAGAGACGGUAAGUCGUCACUUCAGGAAUAUUCCGGUGAACGAGAAGGAGACGCUGACCUACUUCAUUUACAUGGUGAAGAGCAGCAAGAGCCGGUUGGACCAGAAAGCAGACGGCAGCAAACCACUGGACUAAACGCGUUUUUUUUUUUCCAGCAGCAGCAAACGACAACAACUACGACAAAAAUGUACAAGUGACGACCGACCAGCGUCUACAGAAACCAUCCAAAAAAACAAACAAACAAAAAAAAAAACAUUAAACACCACUAACAGCAAUGACAACCAAAACCAUCUCCUCCUGAAACCAGUAGCCGUCCUGCUCCUCCUCCAGAACUCAAAGUCCUGCUGUCGUUAGAGGAUGAUCUAUGGAAACUGGAGGAACAUUUAAGGUGGGAGAACCUCUUUGUCGCAUGUUGUCACGAUGGUCAAUCUUCCUCUUAGGCACUCUCUGCAAAAAAAAAAAAUGGAAAUAAGGGUCUGAAAGGCCUACAGACUGUCGAGGACCAGGACUCACUCCGCAGGGUCACCAUGCUGUAAUGUAAAUGUCGAUAUGUACAAAAUAACAGCGUCCGAUCGCAAGUAACUCUGUUGAAUGCAAUGUACCAUAUAUAUAGCUGCCUUAAGAGUAAAAACAAAACACCUUUUUUUGGUAAUUUGGGUAUUUCACGGUGAGGAAUGCUUGUGCCAAACGGGAAAGAGUGGCAGCACUGAAUGAUGCUGAGUUGGAGUUUAUGAAUGAAUGGAUUUUUGGAAAGUCUUUUUGCUAAAAUCACGUCCAGGGAUAAAGGCUCAGGUCCGGUUCGAUAAACAAAACUGAUCUAAAAACACUUUAAUCUGUACGUAAGGUUU